AUGUCAUCCAUUGUGAAUCCGAAUGCACAAGACAGACAAAGAGAUGCCAAUUCCACCCUGGAGCCCAUGACACCGGAUCACGAGAAUAACCCUCAAUUCGAAGGGGAAGCCUUCUCAACUGAAUAUCCUGAAGGUGGUCUAUCGGCAUGGAUCGUGGUGGCCGGAGCAUCCAUGAUGAUGGCCUGCACAUUCGGGAUGAUGGGUACUGUAGGGGUUCUACAAUCUUACUGGGAGACACACCAGCUGCAAAUGUAUUCAUCCAGUGAAAUUGGAUGGAUUUCGUCCCUGUUUGUAUUCCUCAAUUUGUUGCUGGGUGUGCAAGUUGGUCCGCUGUUCGACCGAUACGGCCCGCGAUGGAUCAUGCUCAUCGGUUCCAUACUAUACACCUUGUCCAUCUUUCUGUUGGGAUCUUGCCAGGAAUAUUAUCAAUUCUUACUCUGUUUGGGUAUACUGGGUGGAGUUAGUAGUGCGCUUGUGUCAACUCCAUGUCUGGCUGUUAUUUCACAUUGGUUUCAUCGGCGCCGUGGCACUGCGACUGGCAUUGCUAUGGCUGGCUCAAGCCUUGGCGGCAUAAUUUUUCCGAUUAUCUUGAGACCAGCAUUGGAGAAACUUGGUUGGGCGUGGGCGCUCAGAAUGCUGGGGUUUAUCGUGUUGUUUUUCCUCGCUAUUGGGAAUAUGUGCAUCAAGAGCAGGUUCUCGGUGAAGACGCAAGGAGGAACUAUUAAAUUGGAAUGCUUUGCGGAUUCUCGAUUCAUAUGGGCCACGAUAGGCGCCUUCUACGAUGCGCUUUAUUAA
Penicillium samsonianum is the source of this 795-nucleotide messenger RNA. RefSeq lists its product as uncharacterized. The transcript has 2 exons. The record is from RefSeq and is a predicted model, not a curated record. NCBI's taxonomy places the organism in Eukaryota, Fungi, Ascomycota, Eurotiomycetes, Eurotiales, Aspergillaceae. Gene Ontology annotation, biological process: transmembrane transport. Gene Ontology annotation, cellular component: fungal-type vacuole membrane. Gene Ontology annotation, molecular function: transmembrane transporter activity. The coding region runs from base 1 to 795 and encodes 264 amino acids.